UGCGUCAUCUAACGGCACGGCCGCCAUAUUAGUGUGGACUGCUUCGUUUCCGAUGAUUCCGAUUGUUUCCGCGUCCGUGUGUGACUUUCAGAGAGAAAGCUUUCGAUUGGCAUCUCAUCAACUGGGCACAAAGUAUCUCGUCGAGUUCCGGGCUCGUAUUGCACGUUGCCAAGAUGAUGUACACAGGAACAACUGCUUCGCAGGAUACAAGAUUCAGCGACAAGGAGAAGAAACUUCUUAAACAAAUGAAAUUUGGAGAUUCAUUGACACAGAAAGUGGAUAUGAGUAAAGUAAAACUUGAUGUUAUCAAACCAUGGAUCACAACAAAGAUUACGCAGAUUUUAGGAAUGGAAGACGAUGUUGUGGUAGAAUUUGUAUAUAAUCAACUUGAGGAGAAGUUUCCCGAUCCCCGAAAAAUGCAGAUCAACCUGACAGGUUUCCUGAACGGCAGGAAUGCCCGUUCUUUCAUGGGUGAAUUAUGGGAUCUUCUAGUCUCUGCUCAAGAAAGUGUUACGGGCAUUCCCGAGGCUUUCUUGCAACAAAAGAAAGAUCAGAUUAAAAAGCGCUUGGAAGAACAAGAGAAGCUUCAAGCAUCGUUGGCAGAGAAAGAAAAGGAGAAGGAGCGUGAAAAGGAAAAGGAUGACGCGGAGAGUAAAGUGAAAAAGGACGAGAAGGAUAGCAGCUCAUCAAAGGAGCGUAGCAGAAGGGAUCGUAGCAGGGAUCGUGAUAGAGACAGAAAUAAAAGGAGCAGAUCGCGGGAUCGGCACAGAGAUCGCGAUCGAUCGAGUCGAAAGAGGAGAUCCGUUUCAAGAUCACCAAGUAAAAAUUCGCUGAAAGAUAACGCAAAAGAUAUGCCUGAAGUUAAGAUCGAACGAGAAGACUCGCCGCAACCGGAAAAUGCCAUACCUUUGAUGCCAGUUAAAACUAAGCCGGAAGCUGCAGUAGCAAUAUCAAGAUUGCAAGCUAAAUUGAUGAGCAUCGCCGAUGGAAAGAAGAAGAAUAAUCGCACGCCUUCGCCAGAAUCGCUAGAUAAAUCAGUAAGAAAAUCGCGAUCUAUAUCUAAAUCACCGGUGAAUCGUUCAAAGAAAUCCAAAUCUAAGUCACCUAGCCGGGAUUCGAAAACGCGUCGCUCACGUUCGCCUGCUUCGAAGUCAAGACGGUCCCGCUCCAAGUCAAGAUCUCGGAGAUCCCGAUCUAAAUCCAGAAGAACCAAGUCGCGCUCGCAGGAUCGCGCCAAGUCAAAGCGAAGCAAAUCCAAAUCGCCGAGAUCACGAUCACGAUCGCGAUCCAAGAAAUCACGAUCCAAGAGCGACGAUAGGAGUAAAUCGAGAAAAUCAAGAUCUGAUUCGAGCGAUUCGAAAUCCUCGAAGUCUCGCUCAAAGUCUCCGGAUAAACGAAAAGAUAAUGGGGAUUCUAAUAGAAAACGCGACGGUACUACAAGCAGCAGCUCAGAAUCUGAAGAAGAGAAAGAUGCAAAAGAUAAGAAUGAUUUCGAGAUACGAAAAAAGAAAGAUGGUGUACAAGCUAAAAGAUCUUAUCGAAAAACCAAUAAGGAUGACAGUGGUAGCGAUAGCGAUUCCAGUCGAGAAAGAAAAUCAGCUCCUAAGAGAAGAAGCCCUUCGCCGCGUAAGGACAGAGGUCGGUCCAAGGACAGAGACAGAAAUAGGUCACGGGAUAGAUCGCGAGACAGGUCACGAGAUAGAUCGCGGGAUAGAUCACGAGAUAGAUCACGAGACAGAAAUCGAAGGAGAUCAUUGGAUCGAGAUCGUGACAGAAGACGGGAGCGAGAACGCGAAAGGGAGAGAGAAAGAGAUAGAUUGGAUCGCUACAGCGGCAGCCGUGGCAUGCGACCACCUUCUGUUCGCAGACCACUUAAUAGGCGUAGCCCUCCGCGCAGAAGUCCGACAAGAUAUCGUCGUAGAUCACCGAGUCCCGAAGAUAGGCGUCGCAGAAGAUCGUUGGAUCGUCGAAGGCGAUCGUCGGAGAGACGUGACAGACGUCGAUCACCCGAUCGCCGUGGCAGUCGACGUCAUUCGCCGGACGGACGGGAUCGAUCGAGCAGGUACGAUAGAUCUUCCUCGCGUGACAGAUCAAGUAGGCGGGAGCGCUCCAGAGAACGACGAGAUAAGGAUCGUCGAUCUAGAUCCAAAGAUCGUAGAUCGAGAUCCAAGGAUCAGAGAUCAUCGUUGGAUCGUUCGAGAGACGGGAAGCGGUCUCCCGAUCGUUCAAAGGAAAUCAAGGAUAAGACAAGGGACAGGAAAGUGGAUGAGAAAACUAAAAGACUGCCUGAUACAGGAUCGCGAAAAGAAUUGCGAAACGGCCGGUCUAAAUCAAGUAGCUCGGAAAGUAGCGAGAGUAGUUCCUCUAGCAAUGAGGACGAGUCACUUAGAAAAUCGAUUGAACGCAAAACAUCUCAGGAGAAGCGGGAAAGAGAACGCGAACACGCGGAUGAUUCUAAGAAAAAGGAAAAGGAAAAAACAGUGAAGGAAGAACAAUCUAAGCGGCCAGAAAAGGAGAUCAAGAAGAUAGAACCUGUUGCUGCGAAAAAGUCGGAACCUAGUGUUUCUCCUAAGAAACUUCAAACUGCUUCUCUUCCUAUUACCAGACAUAGAUUUUCAAAGAGCUUAUCGCGUACACCCUCGCCGUUUAAGAAGACCGAAGACAUCAUGGCAGCAGCCAUUAAAAUUAAACAAACUAUUAAGGAAGAUACCAAGGACGAAUCGCCGAAGAUUGGAGAAACAAAUUUCGCCGCUGGAGAUGUUUUCCCUCUAAAAAAAGACGAGAAAUCUUUAAAAACGACGAAAUUAAUAGUAGAAGAUAAAAAGUCUACACAGAAAUCAUUAGAAUCUUCAUCCAAGAAACCUAUGGAAGUGGUUAAAAAAACGAAGAGAGAAAAGCGGGAUGGUUCCACAGACAGUGAAGAUAGUGACGGCGAAAGUAAAAGAAAAUCAAGAAAGUUAGAGAAAUCGAAGAGGUCGAGGAAAGCAUCGACAGAUGAAGACAAAUCUGAUAAAAGUAAAGCAGGAUCGAGUUCAGAUUCUGAAGAUGAUAAAAAGCAUUCAGAUAAAAAUAAAAAAUCUAGAGAUCGAACUGAUUCGACGGAUGAUCGCAGCAAAGACAGAAAGGAUAGUAGAAAACGCGACAUUGCUGAAAGUGAUUCUCGAAAGCGUUCAAAAAAAGAAAUAGAGGAAGAAUUAAAAAAAUCAAAAAGAUCGCGGAGAGAUUCUUCUUCGGGUGAGGAAGAGCAAAAAUCUAAAAGAAGCAGAAAUGAAGAUGAUAGAUCAAGAUCUCGAAAAUCAAAGAAAGAUUCGAGUUCCGAUGAAGAGCCCAAGAAAAUAAAAAAAAGGAGAGAUACUUCAUCAGACGAAGAAAAAUCUAAAUCACGAAAAUCCAGAAAAGAUUCGACGAGUGAAGAUGAAUCUAAAUCAAAAUCAAAGAAAUCCAAACGAGACUCCAGUUCAGAAGAUGAUGAUCUUGGAGAUAAAGACACGAAGAAAAAAAGGAAAAUGGACGACAGCUCAGAUGAUGAAAAAGUGAAAAAGAAGCGUAAGAAAAAGGCAAAAACUAGCACCAGCGAGUCGGAGGAAAGUGAAGUAGAAGAAAAAAAGAAAAAAAAGGAGAAGAAACAUAAGAAACACAAGAAGCACAAGAAGCAUAGGAAGCAUAAGAAGAAGAAGGUAGCAGAAUCAGACGAAUCUGAUGUAAGUGAAGGUAAUACGGAGGAACUGGAAAAGAAACUUCGAGAAAAAGCACUAAAGAGUAUGAAAAAGGGGCAUAGCAUUGAACGAAGUGAUUGAGAACGAGAAUUGAUCACGUACGAUGUGUCAUGAAUAUAUCUCUGUAUCGCAAAACAUUCUAAUUUUACAAAUAUGAUAACUUUUGUUUCAUAUCAACACAAUUGGAUUAUUAUUUUCUG
Molecule: messenger RNA, 3916 nt
Organism: Camponotus floridanus (Florida carpenter ant)
Lineage: Eukaryota; Metazoa; Arthropoda; Insecta; Hymenoptera; Formicidae
Gene: Srrm1
Product: serine/arginine repetitive matrix protein 1
Exons: 16
Coding region: 174-3797 (1207 amino acids)
Biological process (GO): mRNA processing; regulation of mRNA splicing, via spliceosome
Cellular component (GO): spliceosomal complex
Molecular function (GO): RNA binding
Source: RefSeq, a predicted model, not a curated record